AUGUUUGCUGGAAUGCAGUCUCAGGGCACUUUUGGUGGGGUCAACUCUCAUAGCUCACACACAAAUAUGACACAGAUUUCGACAAAUUCAUCACAACCAGACAGCCAGCAACCACUACCACCACUACAUUCUACAUUAAAUCUACAACAACAGCACCAACAAUUAGUGAAUAAUAAUAGUACGACCCAUUCACCAGUUGAUAUUUCCUUGAAUAGUCAUAGCAAUCAGUCUAAAUCUAGCAAAAGACGUCGGAAUACGAAUACCAAAACAGAAGUAGUAAUACCAGCACCGAAUCAGUCUACGUCUAUGCCAAAUAAUAAUAUUAAUAGGCCACCCAUUGCCCCACGAACGCACACGCUACAAUCACAACAAACGCAGCAGCAGCAACAGAGGUCCCAAAUCGGAACUUAUGUCGUGCCACAGCUACCAACAAAUCAGCAACUAGUUGCCUUGCAACAACAGCAGCAACAUACAUAUUCAUCUCCGAUGCACAUGGCAUUAAUUCAGCAGCAGCAACAGCAAAUUUCACAGGCAAUGGGGAUUCCGCGGCCUAAUAAUAUAAUACCAAGUAAUUAUACGCAAAUAGCAUCAUCACAGGGACAAAGCUAUCAUCAUCCAGAUUGGUUGUCGGAUGAACGAGCAUACGUGGAACAACAACAGGAAAAUAUUUAUAAAUGCUUAAAGUUAGUUAGUGAUAAUAUAGGUCACGAUUGGGAAGCUGGGCGCCAAGUAUAUGCCGAGGUGCAAAAAUUUGUUCGCAUGUUUAAAAAUGACAAUUACAAAAGGGAUAUAACACAGUGGCUCAAUUGUUUUAAUUCGAAUAUUACAAACAAUACGCCUAAUUUACCCGUUCAAAAUGUCAAUAUUCAUUCUUUACCUACACAAAAUGUGCAACAAAUCGUUCGUAAACCGCCACCGAAUCAUAAUAAUCCCAAUAGUAGUCACGUGUCUAGCAGCAAUAUUCCACCGGAAAAUGAACCCAUAUUUCAACGGGUGGAUCCAGAGGCGCAAAAUGUUCAUUGGAGAUUAGAACACAAACAGAACUUCAGUGAGCCGGAACUUAGGCACAGACAGAGCUACAGCGAUAUGGACAUAAAGAUACAUUCUCGUGACCUAAACAGAAUCUAUAGGCCCGAGAAUCCAUUUAUCCCGACAAUCACCACGGAACAAAGAGAUCUUCCUCUUUCCAUUCGACUUAUAUGUCGGAAAACGAAUCGUCAUGAUGAAGAUAAAUGCGAAUGGCCAGAAGGAUUAUCACUUUACCUCGACGGUAAUCCUUUGCCCUUUGAAAAGCGAGUUAAACAAAUGGUAAAUGGUCGAAAUGAUCAGUUUGUCUACAAUGGAAUAGAUCGGCCGCUGGAUUUGAGCAAUUGGAUUCGAAAUACACAUCACAGGCUAAGGAUAAGCGUGCCCGGCAAUGCUUGUUGCUGCACCACACAGCAAUAUGGCGGAGGCCUAGAGUGUCGUAGUAAUUAUCGAUUCUCCAUCGAAUACCUGUUACGGGAAACUCGUGAUAUUGUAUUGCAUAAUGCUCGACGAAAUACAAUUCCUUUGGAAGACGGAAUAAAAGUUGUAAACCGACUUGUUUCUGGCAAUAACACCACCAAUAACGAUGAUGUCAUGAUAGUGCAAACCGUUGUAAAAGUUUGCAUGAAAUGUCCUCUCACUUUAACGAGAAUAAAAGAGCCCGUUAAAGGAGUUGAUUGUCGUCAUGUUGCGUGCUUUGAUCUCACCUCAUAUGUUGAGGUGAAUAGAAUAAAGCAAACGUGGAACUGUCCUGAAUUUGGAUGCCGUAAUAAAGUUACAGCAGACAAAUUACGCACAGAUCUCUUUUUCAAAAAAUUGUUGGAUGAAGUGCCUCAGGAUGCGACGAUGAUCGAGCUAGGAAUGGAUGGGUCGUGGAAACCAGUAUCAGAUGGGUCCAAUGAUGGCGACACUGAUUCAGAACGUCACGCGAAAAAAACAAAACCAGCACCACGAAAUGAACCUAACAAUCAAGAAGUGAUCGUAUUGGAUGAUAGUGAUGAUGACGACAACAACAAACAAGAUCAACAAAAAUCCGAAGCAAAUAACAACCAUCGCGCACCAAUUCCUUCUUUUAAUAAUGUCCCAAUAAAUCGAAGGCCAGAAAUCUCAAUACCACCCCCAACUUUUUCGAGACAAACAAUAGCGCCAGCGGAGAGCAAUAAUCUAAUAUCAUCAUCUACAUCACCUACAAUCGGAAAAUCAAACACCCCUUCUCCGCCACUUCCGCUCACGCCAAUGGACCAACGCAUAAUGAAUUUACCACCGAUUAUUACAUCAAACCACCAAAUGACGACAAAAAAUGAUUUUGUUGUUGAUUCGAAUCGUAGACUAACGGACUCCUUAAAUAGCGAUGACUUAAGUAAAACGAUAAAUAAUGCUAGAUUUCCUACUAAUAUUAAUUCAACGAAUUAUAUCGAUGAUGGAAGUUUGACUGAAGAAGAGGAAGAGGAAGUAAUGGAUUCUGGGAGGGUAAUUAUGAAGUGA
Messenger RNA from Ambispora leptoticha, 2511 nucleotides. Lineage: Eukaryota; Fungi; Glomeromycota; Glomeromycetes; Archaeosporales; Ambisporaceae. The record is from the annotation of a GenBank genome assembly.